Plasmodium gonderi is the source of this 9942-nucleotide messenger RNA. RefSeq lists its product as hypothetical. The transcript has a single exon. Lineage: Eukaryota; Apicomplexa; Aconoidasida; Haemosporida; Plasmodiidae. Gene Ontology annotation, biological process: reciprocal meiotic recombination. The coding region runs from base 1 to 9942 and encodes 3313 amino acids. The record is from RefSeq and is a predicted model, not a curated record.
AUGGAUUUGAACUCACAGAAUAGUGAAAGUAAAUCAUAUGAAGGAAAUCUUAGUAGAAGUAAACUGUGUGAUGGAAGGAAAGAGCAGCAAAGCCAAAGGAGUAACAAAUGGAAGAGCAACGUGUCUCGAAAUGAAGAAAUGGAAAGUGGAAUUAUAAACGAUGAAGAAUUUCAAAGUCUGUUUCCCUCUAACGGUACAUGUAGUGAUGACAUGAAUUUUUAUUCAACUCAAGUGAAGAACACGGAGUGCAGUUCUUCAAAUUGUGCAAUAAACAAAACCAAAAAUGGAGAUCAAAAUGGAGUUCAUAGCUUUAACCAGAAUUAUGUGCAGGGCUAUGACCAUGGAUUCCAGAGAAUCGAUAACUGCAAUCAGAACCAUGGAGAUGUGAUACAAUCACUUUGCAUUAAUGAAAUAAAAAGUUUAGAUGAAGACGAACUGUUUGACAACACGAAGCAUGUAGAUAAAGAUGAUCUUAUAACAAAACUGCGAAGCAAGUUGCAAAUGAAAAUAAAAGAUUAUAAUUUAGUAAUGGAUAUAUUAAUUAGGACGAAGGAAGAGUGUUCAAGAAAAAAUGAACAAGUGAAAGAAUUGCAGAAAAGGAAUAAUCAAGUAGAAAAAGAAUGUGCUAAUUUGAAAAAUGUAAUCGAAAGAAAAAACAUCGAAAGUGGUUUACAUAAUGGGGAGGUAGUAGCAAAUGGAAGUGGUAUUGGUGAAGGAGGUAGUAGUUAUUUUUCAUUUUACAAGAACGAAUACGAUGAUAUGAAAAUUAAAGUGGCAACAAUUGAAGAAAGAUAUAAAGAAAUAAUACAAAAGAAUGAACACUUGACUAUUGAACUUAACAAUUUGAUGAAAGAAAAACAUAAAUAUGAAUCAGAUAAGAAUAACGAAAUAGAUAUAAUAAAAACGGAAAAUUCAAAAUUAAAAGAAAAAGUGGAACAAUUAAAAACAGAAAGGGAAAAGUUAUUUAAUAAAUAUCUCCAAUGUGAAAAAAACAAUUUUAAAAUUCAGAAAGAAGCCAAGGAAGAAAUAUCUUCCCUUCGUGAUAUAAUUACUAAGGAAGAGAGUUUAAGGAAAAAUUCUGUGGAAAAUUUAAAUAAAGCUAAGGAAAUAUUAACAAAAUCACUUGCAACUUCUGAAGAUAGUGUUAAAAAAUUAUUAGAUGCAGAAAAAGAGAGAGAUAAAUUUAAAGAAAAAAAUGAAAACUUAAAAAGAAAUCUACAACAAGUUAGGUGCAAAAUGGAUAAUUUGAAAGAGGCCUUAAAAUAUUUUGAAAAAAUGUAUAAAAAAGUUGUAGAAAAAAACAAUGUCAUUUUUUCCGUAACACACGAAUUUUUAAACACACGAAGUUGUAAUGUAAUUAUACUGAGAAAAAAUAGUGAUAUUAAGCACGUCUGUGAGAAGUAUGAAAUUGCUUCAAAUCUGUUUGAGGACAUUAAUUGCUUCUCUGCAUUGUACACGUAUGAAGUAAUUUUUAAUACCCCUCAACCGGAUUCAGACGACUUGGAAGAUACUGGUGAUUGGGAAGACGAGCUAGAUGAGAAGGAUUCUCAUGAUCCACACCAAUCGAAUCAGUUGAAUCAGCUGCAUAACCCACGUAAUGCACAUAAGACAAGGAACAGAGCACACCGUAGUAGUAAAAAGUACAUAAAAAUUAAGAAGGAAAAAUUUAAAAGUUUAAAUUAUCUGCUGAAUGAGGCACAGAUAAAAAUUAUUGCUCUUUCUAGAUCAAAUACCAACUUUGAAAAAUAUUGUGCUAAUGCAAAAAAUUCUAGGAUAAAAGGUGACCUUAAUUUAUUUAAAAGAAAUAACUACAUUGACGACCCGAUUAUGUUACAAAAUGAGAAGAUGCACAUUGAAAAUGUUUUGCACGAAAAGUUAGAACAGCUGAAAUGUGUAGAAAAAAGAGUUAAAGAGAAGGAAAAUAUGAUACAAGCAUUUAAGGAAGAAAAUUUUAGACUCAAGUUAGAAAAAGAAACUUUUCUUAAAGUAAUUUCAUCCAUUCCUAAUUUGUCUUCCAUGAUCCACAUGAAUAAGAAUGGAAAAAAUUUAUCUAUUGAAUCUUUGAUUGAAACUACUGUGAAUGACAUUGUAUAUCAGCAUGUUAAAAUUGGCAUGAGCAACCAAGAUUUUAAUGAAAAAACACCAUCCAAGAUGAACACGAGUUCACUUGUUCAAUCAAGUGAUAUGACUACGGAUAUAUCUAGUAUCAAUGUGGAUGAUAGUAAAAGUAUUUUUAAGAGGACUCUUCCAUUGAAAGCAAUAGAUGGAAAGGAAGAAAAUUGUAGACAAAUUUUAAAAAAUUUAGAAAAAUCAAUUGUUAAUAUUGAAAAUAAACAGAUUAGCUACUUCAGACGUAGCGAUUUAUUUCAUUAUAUGGAUGAUUAUAUGAUUACAUUAGAAAUGUUUCAUCGAAUAUCUAAGUACAAUGAGGAAUUCAGAAUAGAUCAUUUAUUGGAAAAUGGUUUUUCAUUCAUCUUGCAAACUUUAAAUGAAAAAUUUCAAGGGAAUAAUGAAAAGAGUUGUGUUGAAAGUGUGAUAGACACUACACGAAUUGCAGAGGAAUUGUGUAAAUGGAAGAAGAAGUACAGUGAAGAAGAACUUUUGCAUUUCUUAGAAGAAUCAAAAGUGAUACAAAAGUAUAAGCAGUUUUAUCACAACCAUUUCAUCAAUAUAAAUAACAUUUUCAACACAAUUAUAAGUUUGAACUUGUAUAGUAUGGAUGAAAAAGAGAAAAAUGUGUAUGAAAGAUAUUAUAAUUUAUUUAAUCUAAACUUUAGUAAUGUAGAAAUAUCUUUUGAUUUACUGUUAAAUAGGUUUGAGAAAAUUGUAAAAUUAGCAAAAAUGUAUGAAAAUGCAAUUACACAGAAUACAAAGAAAAUCAUGGAUAUGAAUUUAAAUGAAGCUAAUUUAUAUGAACGUGGGAAAAAACUAGAAUAUGAUGUUGAAAUUCUCUGUAAAGAAAAAGAAAAUUUAGAAAAUAUAAUUCAAAAAAAUGAACAAGAUAUGAAAUGUAUGAAUACUAAACAUACAAUGUUGGAAAAUGAAUGCAAGGAACAUAUAUGUAAAAAUAAUCUUCUAAACGGUAAAUAUGAACAGCUGAAAAAGGAAAAAUCUAUUAUGGAAAGAGAACUGUCAAAUAAGCAGAUUCGAAAUUUAAAACUGAAUGAACAAAAUGUAGAAAUGAUGAAAUUACACGAAAAGGAAAAAACAUAUCUUCAUUCAUUAAUACAGGAAGAGAAAGAAAGCAACCAAUUUUUGAAGGAAAAACUUAACUCCUUUUUUACUCUUAACGAACAGGUAAAAUAUGAUUAUGAUAUUCGCUUAAAUAAUUUGAAUGCACUCUGGGUUGAAGAAAAAGAUAAUAAUAAAAAACAUAUUUUCGAUAUUAACAAUUUGAAAAUAGAGAAUGAUAAAUUAUCACAAAAAAUUAAAGAUCUUGAGAAUAAAAUUUGUUUAAUAAAGAAUGAGUUAAACGAGAGGAUUAAGCAGAUCACUGUGCUUCGUAAGUGCAUAUUUCGCAUGUCCCCAUGUGAAGAUGCAAAAAAUGGGCAAACUUCAUCCCAUCCGAAUGGUUUAUCAGAUGUGGAAAUAGUUCAUAAACAUGCGGAUGCAAAGGGUAAUCUGGUUAAUAGUGUGCCCAGCAUUGCAACGAGUAAUGAACUGAUGCACUACACGAACGAGUCAAUUUUUAGAAAUGAAAAGGGAUACAAUUUCAUUAUACAGGAAUUUGAACACACAGCAGAACAAGAGUUAUUAAUGAAAAAGCUACAAGAUAGUAAAUCAGAUUUGGAAAAAGAAAUAAUGAAACUGAAAGGAGAAAAAGAAAUUCUUGUAGGUGUAAUAGAAACCUGGAGAUGUUUCAGUGUAUGCAGCAAAGAAGAAAUUAAGAGAUUGAAAAAUUUGUGCAAUGAACAAUUGGAAAGACACAAGGAAUUUCUUUGUCUAAACCAAUUGAAUGAAGAUAAAUUAAAACGCAUAAAUGAAUUGUUAGGAGUAGAGAAAUGUAAAUAUGAGAAGGAGAUUGACAAAACGAAGGGUAAAUUAAACGAUGAAAUUGAUAAAUUGAAAAUUGAUAUUGAAGAAAAAGUACUUCAAAUGAAAGAGUUAAAAUGUGAUUAUGACAACAUGGAAUUGAAAUUAAAAAUAUUGGAAAAUGAGAAAAAAGAUCAGUUAAAUAUUAAACAGAAGGAAGAAGAAUAUGUGAAUCUUCUUAAAAAUGAUAAAGUAAAUUUACAAAAUGAGUUAAAGGAUAUACUAGAAAAGUAUCACACUGAGGUAGAUAAUAACAAAAAGUUAAUGAACGAGAUGGAAGUUUUAAAGAACUCGUAUAAGGAAGAAAUAAAAAAAUUGAAUGAGCUCUUGACAAAUAUUAAAAAAGAUAACAGACAUUUAAAUGAAAUAUUUCAAAAACAAAUAAAUAUCAACGAUAAUGAAAUUUUGAAAAAUAGAUUAGAACAACUUGUGGAACUUAAUAAAGAAUUACAAGAAGAAUUACAUCAUAAUUGUACAUUAAGAGAAAAAGUAAAAUGUGAAAAUAGUCAACUAAAGGAAAAACUUAAAUUGGAAAAAAGAAAAUACCUACAACAGCAAAAGCAUAUUAUAGAGUUACAAACAAAUCUUACAAGUAAAAAUGUAAUCAAUGAUAAGGAUAGCGAUUUUAUAGUUAAUCUUAAAUUUAAUUUGGAAAAAUCUAGAAUUGAAUUACAAAACUUAGCGAAUGAAUUUGAAAAAGUACACUUGAAUGAAGAAAAGUACAUUAUGAAAAUAAAAAUAUUAGAAUCCAAACUGUCGAAAAAAGAAAAUGAAAAUAAAAAAAUCGAAAAGGAAUUAGAACAAAAAAAUAGCAAUAAUGUGAUUUUUAUUAACAAGAUAAAAACUGACCUAGAUGUAAUGACAGAACAAAAUAGAAUCCUUCUUAUCAGUAAGGAAGAACAGGAAAAAAAAAUAGAACAUUUGAAAAAAGAAAAUGAAUUUUUUCUUUGCACCAAAAAUAAUGAUAUCAACAUUGUUCAAAACGAGAAAUUGCAACAACAGGUAAGUGAAUAUCUUGCUAUUAUUAACCAGAAGGAGAAAAAAAUUAAUGAACUAAAUUUUGAGAUUAAAAAACUGAUGAAUAAAAAUAAUCAAAUGAAAGCAAUGGUUGACGAUGCAUCACAGAAGGAGCAUCAUGAAACUACAGAACCAGGGGAAUCCAACGCACAAAACGAGAAGACGACAGUAUCGGUGGAAAUAUACAAAUACAUAAAUGAAAACAUAGAUCUCACAGCAGAAUUGGAAAAUAAAAAUGAAUUUAUUGACAAGUUGAAAGAAGAAGUGAAAGAAAAAGAAGAUCAAAUAAGAAAAUUGAAUGAUAACAUGUCGAACAUGUCUCAUAGUAUGGAUAAAUUAAAAGAAUCUGUUAUCAUUAUGGAGAAAUACAAAAUGAAUAUAAAUAAGCAUAUAAAGGAAAAGGAUGAUAUUAUAGAAAGUUUGAAGAAUAAGUACAACAAUAAGUUAGACGACUUACUCAAUGGAUUCACACUUGGCAAGGCAACUGGAAACUUCUCGAGUCUUGAAAAUGCCAUGAGUGCAUCAUCAGAUGAGAUUUUGAACAUGUUGAAAAGUUUAUCAAGGGGUUCUUCCACUCCAUGUGUAGAUGCUCCAGGGUUAGCCGUUCCAAAUGAGAAUCUUAAUUUGUCGACAUGCAAUAACAGCAGGGAUGGAAUUGGUCCCAUGUGCAUCAAUGAACAAAUAGUAAUCAUCAAGUGUAAUAUUUUGAAGCUCUUUAAGCUUGGGUCAUGCUAUUUAUACAUUAUUAACAGGAAUAUGAAAGAAAUUCAGGUUCUGAAGAACCAAGUAAAUUCCCUUGAACAAAGUAUAGAAAGUCUAAACGAAUUCAUCAAAAAUUUGAAGAAUGAAAAUAAACAAAAUGAAAUAAUAAGAGUGAAUAAUUUAGAUGAAAUUAUUCAACUAAAGGACAAUAUUCAGAUUAAUGAAAGUUCCAUAAAAAAUUUAAAAAAUAAUUUAAAAAAUAAAGAAGAAUUAAAUAAACACAAUAUGAAGAAUUUAGGUAGAUAUAAAAGUUUUAUUAUUUACUUGAUCAGACAUAAUAUUAUAUUUUGUGACAUUUUCAAAAUUGUAAACUCGAGAAGAAAAGUGGAAGAUUCUAUCCUUAACAAACUUAGGAAUUUGAAGAAUUCUUUCCAUUUUUACAUGUACGAUUCGAUUAUUGAUGAAUUGCAAAAUUACAGUGAUAUUCCAACAAUGGAUCAAAGCGAACCAGGGAACUCUGAAUUGGAGAAGCACGAAUAUAAUAGGAGCAGUGGUGGAGGAGAUUGGUCAAACAUAAAUUACAAUUUUAUAGAAGAAACUUUUCAGAACAUUCAAAAAUUUGCUUACAAUUUUAAUUUAAUAGUAGAAAAGGGACAAGUGCAUUUGUUGAAUUGUCAAGGGGAGUGGGGGACCGAUGAGAACGUGCAUCUUCGAGAGGCAUGUUUCUUGGAUAAUCAUCACCUUUCUCAUGAUGAGAACCCAAACGAGGACCCACGUGAGAACCCAAACGAGGACCCAUGUGAGAACCCAAACGAGGACCCAUGUGAGAACCCAAACGAGGACCCACGUGAGAACCCAAACGAGGACCCAUGUGAGAACCCAAACGAGGACCCAUGUGAGAACCCAAACGAGGACCCAUGUGAGAAUCCAAACGAGAACAAAAGUGAACCCAUAGCGGAACCCUUGGAAGAAGCACAGUGCACAGAAUCGUCAUUUACUGGAUUCGAUUCUUCGCAGAAUCGCAUGUCAUAUACAAUUCCAUUGCCAGAUGAGAAGAUGCAAAGUUCCAACAUUUUACCCUCUGAAGUAUUUCCCGCGUGGGCUACAUCUAAUGUAGAUGCAAAUAUGUCCAUGAAAGGCGAGGAAAGUGGUAUAGAACCUGUAUGUCUCACCUUUGAUGAAGAAGGAAAUGCAAAUCCAAAUAUAGAAAAAAACCAACAUAUCAUGGAAAGUAUGAACAGCAAAGAGAAUCCUACUAGUGAUUCGUUGUCAAUUGGUGAAGCUAUUAAUAUGGUGCACACAAUUGGAAAAGUGGAUGACGAGAGUGGUAGAUGUACAGGAGGAGAAUUCAGCAACGCCGAUCAAGAUAACUUGGGAAAAGGAUCACAGGACAAUUUGGAACCUUUGCAUGGAGAUGUUAUGAUUCCAUCAAAUGAACAUGAUGGUAAUAAUUCUUCUUCUAAUGAAACAUUGGAAAGAUAUGAGGAGAAUAUUUUAGAAGAGGAGAUGUGUAAGGGAGGAGAGGCACAGCCAUCAUGCACUGAUGACACAUGUAUAGGCAAUGAGAACCCAGAGAAAAAUAUUGAUUGUGAUUCUAAUGAACAAGUUAAAAGUAAUGUCACUGAUUUUAUUAGGGACAUAUUUAGAGGUAUCAUUCGUGAUGCAAAUGAAGAAAACAAAUCACUCCAAGAAUCAUGUAAUGAAGAAAAUGGACAAGUAGGUAAUGAAGAAAAUGGACAAGUAGGUAAUGAAGAAAAUGGACAAGUAGGUAAUGAAGAAAAUGGACAAGUAGGUAAGGAAGAAAAUGGACAAGUAGGUAAGGAAGAAAAUGGACAAGUAGGUAAGGAAGAAAAUGGACAAGUAGGUAAGGAAGAAAAUGGACAAGUAGGUAAGGAAGAAAAUGGACAAGUAGGUAAGGAAGAAAAUGAACAAAUGAAGAAUUGUGAAUCGGUAAUUAAUCCCAAGGAAAAUAAUUUCGUUAUGAAAAGUUUAGAAGACUCUGAUACAAUUCUUGCACAGGAAAUUGCAGUGAGUGUUUCUAAGUCGUGCAAAGGAACGGAUGAUUAUGAGAAUCUAGCGAAUGAUCAAUCUUGUGAAAGAGAUAAGGAUCAAGUGGAGGAUCGAAAGAAGAAGAAGCGCUUAUCCGAGUCCUGUUGCAGUGAAGGAGAUGCCUCGAAGAUGACAUGUGUAGAUAUCAAGGAGGAUAUUUCUCUGGAAGCAUCACAAGAAGGAUUACCAAGUGGUGAAAUUGAGGCCAGGAAUGAGUUUACCUGGAGAGGAGAGUCACACAAUAUGGGAGGAAUCCCCCAUGCUCCUGCAAGCUGUUCAGCGUACGUCCACCUCAGUGGAAGUGAACUGGACGAUCAUCAAGACCGAUUUCACCAGAACGAAAUUCACCAGAAAGAAAUUCACCAGAAUGAAAUUCACCAGAACGAAAUUCACCAGAACGAAAUUCACCAGAACGAAAUUCACCAGAACGAAAUUCACCAGAGCGGAAUUCACCAGAACGAAAUUCACCAGAACGAAAUUCACCAGAACGAAAUUCACCAGAACGAAAUUCACCAAGACCAGCGUGAAGCGCAUGCGCAUGACACGUUUACGAAUUUCAUAAUGAAAAAAUUAAGUGAACCCAAGGAACACUUGGCUAAGCCAUACAGCUCGAAUUUGUCGGAGCACAAUUACGGUUCGUGUGAAAGGAAGGAAAAAAAAAAAAAAAAAAGAAAAUACAAUUCUGACUCUGAAAUGAUGAACUCCAAUUGCUACGCAUCUAUGAGGAAUUUUAAAAAAUUAAAAAAAUCUCCCCUAAAUAUAAACAGUAGUAACAUGCACGGGGAGGAAAUCCACGGGUGGGAUGGGCAAGUCUGGCAACAUGACGAUACUAGAGAAUUAGAAAAUCAUGUAGAUGUUGGAAAGGCAGAAUUUUCUCAAGAAGGUGAAAGUUAUGAAUACGAGGAGGAUGAAGGAAGGAAAGAGGAAAAUAACGUUAAAGAACAUUCAAAUGUAAAAAAAAAAAAAAACAUAUUUUUCGAGUCUGACAGUGGAAUGAACAACUCAAGAGUAUUACACAAUUACAGUGACAUUUAUGAUAAAAAAGUUUUGAUAAAUUCGAACACAAAUGAGUAUAAUAAUGCAGAAGAAAUUUUGCAAUCAGUGGAGAGGGAAAAUCAUGAAAUGGACAGUAACAGGAGUUGUUACAUUAUUUCAUCCGAUGAAGAUUGUGAAAGGAACGAUAAUAAUAUGAAUGGAGGACUUCGUGAGGAGGAGAAUGAAGAAGAGGGGGAUGAAGAAGAUGCGGAUGAUGAAGAUGCGGAUGAUGAAGAUGCGGAUGAUGAAGAUGCGGAUGAUGAAGAUGCGGAUGAUGAAGAUGCGGAUGAAGAAGAUGCGGAUGAAGAAGAUGCGGAUGAAGAAGAUGCGGAUGAAGAAGAUGCGGAUGAAGAAGAUGCGGAUGAAGAAGAUGCGGAUGAAGAAGAUGCAGAUGACGAAGAUGGUGAGGACGGACAAAUGGAUGAUUACGAGAAUGGAGAGUACGAGAAUGGAGAGUACGAGAAUGAAGAAUACGAGAAUGAAGAAUACGAGAAUGAAGAAUACGAGAAUGAAGAAUACAAAAAUGAGGAGUAUGAAAAUGAAGAAGAGGUCGAUGAUGAAUACAACACUGAAGGAGAACAAGAACAACGACAAGAAGAGGAGGGGAAGGAGAAUGAUUAUGAUGAGGAUGAUGGGCAUGAAGAGUAUAGCGCGAAGGAAAUGGGACAGGGGGAUGACGGAGAGUAUAUACAAGACGAUGAACUCAACGCAAGGGGACAACAGGAAGAAGAGAAAGAGGAAGGAGUGGUUUCAGAAAAUGAACCCAUGGAUGACUCAAACAGAAAUGGAGAAGGGAGCCCGAACCCUUAUUAUGGUGAAAACUAUGACUAUGUUGAAAAUGUCAAAAAUGAGGACGAUAUCGAAAAUGGCGAAAAUGAGGACGAUGUCGAAAAUGACGACGAAUUGAACGACGAUCUUUCACAGUCUACCCGUUUGGACAAAACUAAUAAAACAGGAAACAAUUUGCUUUUUCUGAACCCUUCAAAUAUGAACAUUACACAGGAUUACACACUUCACAACGACGAACCACACGAUGAGAAUGUGGAUCAAGCCGAGGCCAUUAGCAUAUCUUCAUCGCAUGAAAACAAUGAGGGAGAAGAUGCUUGA